AUGUAUAGGCGCCUACAGUGCAGAAGGAGACCUUGGCAGACCGAAGCAGAGGAGGUGGCCAUCGAUGGCUUCGACCAGGGUCGGGGGGUCUUUGUCCUGCACCAGAAUCUGCUGUUACUUCACAAAGGCCACGUUGACGAAGCAGCAGGCAGCCCUGGAGUUGACCAUGGCGUAGAUGAACAGCCAGCGCUCGUCCAGCAAGCCGAGUGUGACCAGUACGAGGAACGGUCCCCGGCUGGUAACGGGUGCGUGCUUUGGGGCAGCCGGGUGGUGGUUCCCCCCCCCUUGCGCAAACAGGUACUGGAAGACCUCCACGAGACCCACCCGGGCAUCGUGAGGAUGAAAGCCCUGGCCCGUAGUUAUGUGUGGUGGCCGGGCAUGGAUGAGGAAAUUGGGGGGGUGAGGAGGUGCCAACCCUGCCAAGAAUCCCGGCCCGAUCCCCCGUCAGCCCCGGUCCACAGAUGGGAGUCUAACAGGCGGCCAUGGUCCCGCCUCCACUUAGAUUUUGCCGGCCCGUAUCAGGGCCAGAUCUUUUUUAUACUUGUGGAUGCCUACACAAAAUGGUUAGAGGUGAUUCCGGUAGCCUCAACCUCCACGGCGGCAGCCGUCCGAGCACUCAGGAAGGUCCUAUGCACGCACGGGAUCCCAGACACCCUGGUGACGGAUAACGGAACGGCCUUCACCUCCCGGGAAUUCCGGGAGUUCACGGAGAGGUACCUCAUACGACACAUAAGGUCCGCACCAUUCCAUCCGGCAACCAACGGCCAGGCGGAGCGGAUGGUGCGGACCACCAAGGAAGCACUGGGGAGAAUAGUACAUGGGGAUUGGGACCACCGCCUCUCAGCCUUCCUGUUCCACAACAGGAUCACCCCAAACCCUAUAACGGGAUCCAGCCCCGCGGAACUGCUCAUGGGGAGGAAACUGACAACCCGUCUAGACAGGCUGCAC
Molecule: messenger RNA, 948 nt
Organism: Heteronotia binoei (common prickly gecko)
Lineage: Eukaryota; Metazoa; Chordata; Lepidosauria; Squamata; Gekkonidae
Biological process (GO): DNA integration
Molecular function (GO): nucleic acid binding
Source: RefSeq, a predicted model, not a curated record